Molecule: messenger RNA, 390 nt
Organism: Geodia barretti
Lineage: Eukaryota; Metazoa; Porifera; Demospongiae; Tetractinellida; Geodiidae
Source: the annotation of a GenBank genome assembly
AGUUGUGCUAAGAGGCUGGGUCUGGAGGUAAACACCUCCAACAGCAAGUUGUGCACCAAACACCUGUUUAAGCUGGCACUGCGGCUGGUGAAGAUGUUCAACCUACAGCUGGAAAUGUUUCCGGGGCUGGCAUCUCAGAGGCUGUGCGUCUGUCUCCACCAUCUCCUCCGAAUGAAAUACAUUGACGGAACCAUCACCACGGGAAACAUGGCUGACUUGGUCGGAGCAGCUGCCAGGUCUCACCCAGGCCUCCCGCAGCUGUUGGUGAGAGAGCUCGUCAGACUCGGAGAGAGCCAAGCAGCUGCCCACUGGGCCGUUGAGUACCACAUACCGACCCACACUCUCCCUCUCGAGGUCCAGAUACUCGUCAUGACCAGUGGCACUAGGUAC